Molecule: messenger RNA, 1444 nt
Organism: Mus musculus (house mouse)
Lineage: Eukaryota; Metazoa; Chordata; Mammalia; Rodentia; Muridae
Gene: Tceal3
Product: transcription elongation factor A (SII)-like 3
Exons: 6
Coding region: 604-1206 (200 amino acids)
Cellular component (GO): nucleus
Source: RefSeq, a predicted model, not a curated record
CUUUGUGGACACCCAUUUCAAUGGCGACCCAGGCGAUGCUGUGAAAGGAGCAUUCUCUGAAGCCAAGCUUAUGGGUUCUCAGAAGGUUUCCAGCAGAAGUUGGUGGACCAGACUACAGGUGUGCCUCAAGAUCUGGAUUAAAGGUAUUUGGAUAUGGAUUAAGUGCAUGUGUCAUGCCACCUCUACAGAAAGGCCAGAAAUCUUGUUGUUCAGUCAACAACACAGAAACUCACAACAGUCCCAGUAUCUUCUGGUCCUUGACCUUCAUUGGAGUCACAGAAAAGUAGGUUCAAACACCAGCAAAUGAAUGCUCAAGAAACAAGAUAAUGGAGCUUGAAGGGUGCCUGGAGCUAAGGAAUGGCAUAAGACUUCUGAAAUACCUGGCAAGGGCCAGAAUGUGCCAGAAUUCCAAGGAAGGAAUACUGAGAGUCCUAUGGAAAUGGAUGACAGCAGAAAAGGAAAGAAGACUGAGAAUCCUGUGGAAGUAGAUGACAGCAGAAUGGUGGGGAGGUCUCUGCUGUUCCCAGCGCAUUGUGACAUCUGCAAAAGAGGGUCGACCUGCCCAGGAUCCCUGCAGGACAGGAAAAGGAGGGAAAUCUUGACAUGGAAGAAGUUCGCGGUGAAAACGAAGGCAAGCUGGAAAAGGAGGGAAAGCCAGAAGAUGAAGUAGAGCCUGAAGAUGAAGAAAAGUCAGACGAGGACGAGAAGCCAGACAAGAAAGCAAAGCCAGCACCACGCCAGGGCAAGCCAGAGGAGGAGGCAAAGCCAGAUGAGCAAGGGCAAGAUGAGGGGAAGCCCGAGAAGCAGGGAAAGUCUGACGGGGAGGGCAAGCGCCAAGGGGAGAGCAAGCCCGAUUCCCAGGCAAAGUCAGCCAGCGAGGCGCGGGCUGCAGAAAAGCGCCCUGCUGAAGAUUAUGUGCCCCGGAAAGCAAAACGAAAAACAGAUAGGGGGACAGAUGAUUCUCCCAAGAACUCCCAGGAGGACUUACAGGACAGGCAUGUAAGCAGUGAGGAGAUGAUGAGAGAGUGCGCAGAUAUGACUAGGGCUCAGGAAGAGCUGAGGAAGAGGCAGAAAAUGGGUGGUUUUCACUGGGUGCCAAGAGAUGCACAGGAUGCUUUAGUCCCCAGGGGCCCUCGGGGAGUCAGGGGGGUGAGGGGCGGCGGAGGCAGGAGCCAGAGGGGCCUACAUGACAUCCCAUACCUUUAAUGCCUUUGGCCUUCAAUUCUGACCUCUCUGAGGAGAAAGAACACUGCUGGCCCCGCUUUCCCUGGUAGAUACUUGCCAGGCCUGUGCUUUAACCUUCAGCCAAGACUCUGCUUCAGGUGUCACUGUCCUUACCAGCAGCCUUCUGACCCAACUCCAGUGCUCUCUGUCUUUUAGUACAGGAUUUUCACCCAUGUGCAUGUACAUUGUAAAAUAACAAUAAAAAGUUUGCAGAACUACA